This is a messenger RNA of Monoraphidium neglectum, 537 nucleotides long. RefSeq lists its product as hypothetical. NCBI's taxonomy places the organism in Eukaryota, Viridiplantae, Chlorophyta, Chlorophyceae, Sphaeropleales, Selenastraceae. The transcript is spliced from 7 exons. The coding region runs from base 1 to 537 and encodes 178 amino acids. The record is from RefSeq and is a predicted model, not a curated record.
AUGUCUUUAAAGGUGACUCUGCUGGACCCCGUACGGUUUCCUGGCGCUAUCAAGGUGUUUGCGCGCGAGAUCUGCCGCAACGACCUGCUGUCAUUCGGCCGGCUUCACUUCUUCUUCCCUGACAGCCGCCUGGGCCUGGACCUGAAUACAGACAAGACUCUCAAGGAGGCGCGCUUUGACAGGCACUUUGUGCGCGACCUGACGUGGAGCCGCCACCAGCUGGAGGAGCUGGCUGAGAGGAGGUUCAGGGCCGCACAGGACUCCCUGAAGGCUGAGGCGCUGGCCCAGGGGCGCCCCUUCCCCGGGGGGACCAAUGGGGACGCGGGGGCCGUGGCGGGUAGCACCAGCUUUGCCGACCUCUUCAAAAAGGUGCGCGGUGAGGACUUCUCCUCCUACCUGGCGAAGCUGUCAACGCCGCGCGAGCUGCUCAUCAUGAUGACGGAGAUGUUUGCGCGCAUAGAGGCACACCCGGACGGCGGCCUCACGGCGCAGGACAUGGAGCUGGCAGUCAUGCGGGCGCUCGAACAGAGCGUGUGA